Molecule: messenger RNA, 6135 nt
Organism: Schistosoma curassoni
Lineage: Eukaryota; Metazoa; Platyhelminthes; Trematoda; Strigeidida; Schistosomatidae
Source: the annotation of a GenBank genome assembly
UUGAAAAUAUGUGACCUUACUGAAUGGGCGGUAGUUCGAAUGAACAACGUUUAUUUCGGUAACGCUGGUAAAUCCUGGCAUUCGUGCUUAGAGAAGUGUGAAGAAAAUCACGUCUACCAGUAGUUAAUGGAAUCUUUUGUAGCUACAUCUUUCGGCUUCGAGCAGUACCUUCGCUUGUCACACUCUCAAAUUAAGGCCAUCCGACAAGCAUUUUAUAAUGCUGCUGCUUUUAUAAUUCUUUCUUUAAUAUGCGUUGCCAUUCUGGCAGUUUAUUAUACGCUCCAGGUUUUUGUCAGACCUCUUUUGUGGGCCGUUUUGUGCGGGACUGUGUUAUAUCCAUUUAAAAAUUCGUUAACUGAUGUUAUUCGUGGAUGGGUUAGGCGUGUUGAUGCAGAAGAUCAGUUGCUUUUAGUGGAGACUGUUGUUGUACCGUUCCGAGUUUCUAAUGCUCUCUAUUCCAUUUUAAUCAAAAAAAUGUCUGAUCACUGGAGUUUACUUAAAACAUCUCUGUUUCUUCUCCUCGCUUUCAACAUUUCUUCCUACUUUGAUUUUUUCUGGCUCCCUGGAUUAUCUAUAAGUAUCUCUUACUUCUUAAUAUCAUUCGUUGAUUGCGUCUUAGAAUUUACAUCGUUCAAAUUGGUUAUUACUCUAGGUAUUAUCUACGGCAUGAUUGCUUUAUUAAAACCAUCCAAUUUCCACUUCGUGUACAGUGUGUCACACUUUUUCUGGCUUUCAUUGCUGUUGUGGUGUACAUCGUUUGGUGGGGUUCUAAGGAUACCCGUAUUUUUAUUUUCUGUUGCAGUCUUGAUAGUUGGCUACUGGGGUUUCACUGAAGAAGCUGAUGGCAGUUGUCAAGAACGGUGGGCUUCUUGCCAUACUGUUACUGCUUUAGAUGGGGGAUCUCCCGAGUUAAUUAGGAGUGCAGUUUCCUGUGACACACUGGCAGAAGUUAGUACGGAAUUCAGUAAGCCUUUCGAGGGUUCUACUCAAAUACACCAAAGUCAGACAAAAAAGGAAGAACAACAGCGUCAAACUGGUCUUCCUCUAAGAUGGUCGCAGUUUCUGAGGCAAGCUUUCCUUCCAGUACAGACAGGAUCGUCCUAUGGAUUUGAUCCAGUUAGUGAGCUCCGAGCUUUCAUGUCUGAACAGUUGUGUUUAUCUUCCGCAAAAUCAUGGAGUGCAAUAUUGGAAGGAAAAGGGUUUCGUGCGAGAGGUAGUUCACUUCCUAGAUCGGGAAACAUUUUUGACGCAGCUUGUACAAACGAUACUUGUUAUCCUGACAGUUCAUUUGUCAAUCGCUGUUUUCUUGCAUUAUUAUGGGCUCAUUUUCUCGUCGCUAUUUGGCUUUAUCAAUGGCCAUUAUAUUUGAUUUGUUUUAUCUUAAUUUUCUUUGGGAUUUUUCGUCUAUCACUUUGUUUAAAAUUACAAGAACUAUCACAUUGGGUUCUUUAUAAACUGAACAGUCUAUUACAGACCAUUACUCCGAAUUUGACUAUGGAACAAAGAAAAGCUUAUUUAAAGUCGGUCGUCCCUAGGCCUGUGCACGGAUUGCUUACAUUAUUGGGAUAUUGCGAUAGAAAACUUUGUCGUUACUUGGACUCAUGGGUAGACAGUGUAGUCAGCCUUUUUAUUCUUGUCUUCUUUAUUUUCACUUUUUGUCUGCUGACAAUGUUUUUAGCAUUUCAGAUUCACAAUGAAAGUAUUCAUUUGGUAUCGCUAACAAGUGAUUUUAUCAAUAAAGCGUUGAACAGUGAAGCAUAUAGUUGGCUUCCUAGAAGGGAACAAGUUGAUGGAAUGUUUAAUGUUUUAGUUACAAAUGCUUAUCAGGCUGGACGAAGUUGGAUAUCCGAUAAGAUCAAUGAACUUUUCGAAGCAGAUCCGAAUUCAAAGGCAAUAUUAAAAGAACAACUUUUAUAUUUGUGGGAGAAUAUUUAUAAUUCUUUUAUCAAUCAGUCAAUGAACACUACAUUGAUGACUAAUCAAUCAGUCAUUAAUAAUCAAACUUUACCGUUCUUGUUGCAUAAUCAUAUAAAUUCCAAUGCAAUUACUCCACGUGGGGUUGGAAGAGUUUCAUUAAAUCGAUUUUUUAUCAAUACUACUCGGAUAUUUAAUCGCCACGCUUUAAGUUCAUUGUUUGUGAUUUUCAAACAGAACGUGGGCACAUUUGCAACUAUCACAGAAUCAGUAUGGGGUUUGAUGCGUAGUAAUGUGAAUUUAAUUGCUCAGUUAAUAACAACUUUAUUUUCAUUGAUAAUGAGUGGUGGGCAUGUGGCAAUGAAUUUUAUGAUUGCUUUUCUCAUUUUUUUAACAGUUCUCUAUUAUGUAUUAGCUGCGAGUGGAUCGUGUUAUCUCCCUGUUGCUUUCAUUUCUUCAUUAACACCAACUUUUUCUGGAACUAAUUCAUUAAUUACGCAUUUAUAUUCAACUGUGGAAUCAGCUAUUAGUGGAGUAUUUGUUGCAACAUUAAAAUUGGCUUUAUUUUAUGGUUUAUAUACAUCACUUACUCAUAUUAUAUUUGGAUUAGAUCUUGUAAUAAUUCCAUCUGUAUUUGCUGCUAUAUUAGGCGCUGUCCCAAUUAUAGGCACAUAUUGGGCUGUUCUACCGGGUGCAAUUGAGAUUAUUAUAAUUCGUCAGUCAUUAUCUCAAGCUGGUCUUCUCAUACUUUUCCAUUUGUUGCCAACAUAUGUCGUUGAUAUUUCAGUUUAUAGAGAAAUUAAAGGGUAACAAAAUUUAUUUCUGUUAUUUAUUAUUAGUAAAUAAUUAUUUUGUUUGAAAUGAAACUGCGUUUAGUCUUGAGAACAAAGUGUUUAUUCAAUCGAGGUUCCGUUGUCAAUAUUAUUAGUUUCUUGAACCCCAUUCAGCUACAAUUGAGUGAAGUAAAUAAUUGCAGAUUUUCAGUGUAAUUUUCGUAAAUGUAUUUCUAUGCUGUAUUAUUUGUAUUAUUGAUCGGGUAAGAAAUUAAAGUGCAUUUCUUUAGACUAUUUAUGUGUAUGUUAGGAUUUCGCUCUCCUCAUAAUGUUAUAUUAUGAACACCACCGUUCCCAUUUGUUCACUAUCUUAGGCUCCAAAAGUGAGGAAGACUGAUAAAUACUGAAUAAUUUAUUUGUCGCUGCCAGAGAUGUUGGAUUAAUGACGAAUAUACUAUUUACAAUUAUAUAGUUCAGUUUUUAGCACCAGAUAUUAAAUAUGCAAUUUUAUAUGGUUAUUGCUUUUAUGAUUGGUAUUCGAAAAAUCUAAAUUAUCGAUAAAAAAUAUACUACAGUACGUUCUGGUCGUACUUUCGGGAACUAAAACACUUUUCUGUGCAAAGUGUUGUGGCUAGUUGGCACAGUUUAUAAUGAGGCGUUAAUUGAAUCCGACAACUAACCAGAAGGAGUUAUGUCAUUUGGUUGUCCUAUCUUACAGACUCAGAUAUUGCAGAUUCUGUGACCAAAAAUAAUUCUUCUUAUCAAUUCUUUAUCUGUCUUUUUCAUGACAGCUCUUUUCUACAGAUAUGUUUGGUGAUAGAUAUUUGUGACACACAGCACUUGUAAGAGUCAAAAUCCAUACUUUUAAAGAUUUAAGUUUUCCAAGGUGUUUUUUCUUAAAUACCUAUUUGUCCCACAGUUUUGUGUUCUAUGUAAAGCACAAAAGAAAUUCCCAAACGAAAAGGUUAGUGAGCUCUAUGUUUUUUAAGACAUUUUGUGUGCUGAUGUUUACUACUUAGUCACCAAUCUUUUAUUACAAUGCGAGAUUUGUGAAGAUUAUUCAGUUUGGAAAUCGUUCAAGUUGAGGACUGAGUUGACCUAGGCAACUGUCGUAAACCAUCGGGGAUUAUACGACUGUUUGUCCCACUAUAGGACACAUCAGUAGUCCAACCUCACGACUCUAUCAACGAUCGAAUCCACGCCAUACAGCAAGCGCGAUAUCAUCAGCCUGUUGUUUAAUGAUGUCCAUUUUUCUGAAAUCAGUCAAUCCACUGCACUACGUGGCCAUUAUCUUUUGCCAUAAGUAGCACCUGUCUUAAUCAUAAAGUGGUUAGAUUUUAUCAAUAAGGAUUCUCAUUAGAACUUAUCAAAUCUUUCAAAAAAUUCGACACCAGAUUGUUAUUUUGUUCUGUUUAAUGCAUUUAAUCCCUAGUUUGCACUGGAUUUCUGUGCCGUUUGUUGAAAUGUAAUAAGGAUUUAGUUUUUAGAAUAAUUUCUCUUGUGUACCGUACACUUGUAAUAAAUAAUAGUUUUAACUUAGAACUUGAAUACUUUAUCUAUACGUUUACUUAAAGACUGAUAAUUGAGCUUAACAUAAAUCAUCUACCUUGUAUAUGUUUGCUCUCUAGUGUAUGAGUCUCAUAUAACGUAAGACGGGUUGUGGCUCUUACUAGAUCUCAUAAGCCCUGGUAGAUGAGUGUAAGCUAAUACUCUUUAUUGAACCAUUUUAUUCAUUUUAAAAUCCGAUUAUAUGACUACUGUCAUAAAUUAACAAGAAAUAGUAUAAGGUUGGUGCUCUGACGAACAUUUCCAUCAAUCAUCUAAAUCAAUGGUGGUGUAUGGUGAAACCACUCACAACCAUUCGAAUAUGAUAAUUAUAUAUUUUGCGCUUUUUUCAGAGCGGGUCAUCCUUAUUUUACCGGUUUGGCGAUUGCUGGUGGAAUAUACUGUCAAGGUCCUGAAGGUGCCAUAAUUGGUCCUAUUCUACUAUGUUGUUUUUUGGUUGGGAUAAAUAUGUUUCGAUGGGCGAUGGAUUCUAGUAAAAAAGCGUUAGCUGCUGAUCAAUGUGAAUAUAACUCUCACUACUCGCCUCCUACUUCGCCAACUACAGUGCAUACUUAUAAAGCUUGUAAUUCAUCAGUCAUGUCCGAUCGUUUCCACGACGCAAACUCAUUUAGCAAGUAUUCCAACCCAUCUACAAAGUUUCGUAGACCAAUCUUCAAACGAAGACCAAAAUACCGAUUUAAUAAACAUUCAUUUUCUAUGCCAGACAUUUCGGACAUAUCUGACGAAUCAUUUCAAACUCCACAAAUUAAACCUCACACAACAAAGUUGAAUUCACCUGUAUCAAGUAUACAUUUUGCUGCACAUUCAUCAACUCCUGCACAUACAUAUAUACCUUGAUUUAAAUAACUAAUUCACUGAUCAAACCAAAACAUUCGUUUGUUCGUCUUAUCAGAAGAAAGAAAACGUCUGUGUGUGUAUGUGUUGAAUUCCUUCUCAACAUUUCUUGAGGUCUAUUUACACUUAUAUUUAUACAUAAGAAACAAAUGCAACGGAGAUGAUCGAUAAUGUUUUAACACUGAUUUGGUCUUCUCUGUCAGUUCAUUUUCUCCAGUGAUUAUUCAUCUCAUUGACUGUCAUUUUCCCUCAUCUUGACGUUGUUCAAGGAACACUCAUGAUAUAUAUAUGCAUUUUCUGGUCUGAACUUCGUUUCGUUUAUUGGAAGAAAACCGAUAAACAUUUCGAGGUAUCAGUUUUCAUAUUACUUAGAUCCUGACAUUCGUUUUUUUCUCAUUUUCAGAUUAAAUACAUUCUAUAAGAAUAAAGAAUAUAGAGAUUUUAUUGCAAAUAAAUUAUUUUUUCGCUGUUUUAUGUAUCUCAUUAAAGUUAACUGUUAUUUCUACUUUUUCAUUCACUUAAAAAAAUUAUAUAAACUAAGAGAUACCAUAAUGAUAACGCUUUAUAUUACAUAUUAUAUGUUAUGACUUAUUUUAUUGGAGGUAUAGAUUAUAAUAUUUUCAGUUUACUUAGUUGCUUGUGUGCGUAACUUUUAUAGCAUUGUUAAAUUGAAUCUAAGAUAUUCACAAGUGUUGCGUGAAUAAUAAUGUGUUAUCAUUUGAACUAAUUAAAUUUUAACUUAAACAAAUUAUAAACACAAUGCAUUGUUUAAGUCUACAAACAUCCAUACUUCUAUUCAAAGAAUUGUUUGGGUCUUUAUUAUCGUAUAAAAGAAUUGUAGAUUAUUGUGUCUCAACUAUGGUUAGACCAGUUAAAGUAACUAUUGGUCGAUUGUACAUUCUUAACUGGAUCAAAAUAUGAUUAUUAUACAAAGAAUAUAGAAUUAUUAUACAGUAAAUGUCUUGGACUGUUCCAUCAAUGGUCAAUUUAAAGGAAGAAAGUAUUGUAAAUAUCACUGAGGUGUAUUCUUUAAUGAUCUUCGGUUAAG